AAUUGGCUAGGAGCCAAAAAUCUCACCGCCGGGAGGAAGUUGCGAAGGAGGAGAGUUGAGCUUCUGUGUCUUCGUCGGACAUUCUACCGCCCCUCAUUUUCUCUGUCUCCAUACCAUCUGAAGUAAAUUCUCUCACUCGUACGGUUCAAGCGGCAUGGACCAGGCGGAGUUAACUGUAGAACAAGUUCUGAGGAGGGAUAUCCCAUGGGAGACGUAUAUGAACACUAAGUUGAUCUCAGGCACAAGCCUUCAGCUCUUAAGGCGUUAUGAUCACAAAUCACAAAGUCAGAGAGCACAGUUAUUGGACGAUGAUGGUCCGGCUUAUGUACGUGUGUUUGUUCAUGUUUUGCGUGAUAUACAUAAAGAUGAGACUGUGGAAUAUAUUCUGGCCUUAAUAGAUGAAAUGCUUACAGCAAAUCCAAAAAGAGCGAGGCUGUUUCAUGAUAAAUCCCUAACAGAUGAUGAUGCCUAUGGACCUUUCUUAAGAUUGCUUUGGAAAGGAAAUUGGUUCAUACAAGAGAAAAGUUGUAAGAUCCUUGCUUCUGUAGUUAGUGCGAGGCCAAAAAAUCAGGAUAGCAGGGUUGCAAAUGGAGAAGCAUCAAAAUCAAAGAAGCCAUUUAUUACUAUUGAUGAUGUUUUAAAGGAACUGGUAAAAUGGCUCUGUGAACAGCUGAGGAACCCUACUCAUCCUAGUCGUGGUGUGCCAACUGCUAUCAACUGUUUAUCAGCUCUUCUUAAGGAGGCUAUGGUUAGAUCUUCCUUUGUUCAGGCAGGUGGGGUCAAGUUGCUUGUACCUUUGAUUUUACCAGCAUCCACCCAACAGUCUAUUCAGCUCCUUUAUGAAACAUGUCUCUGCAUAUGGCUCUUAUCCUAUUAUGAGCCAGCAGUUGAAUAUCUGGCUACUUCAACAGCCCUUCCCCGACUUAUUGAGGUUGUUAAGAGUUCUACUAAAGAGAAGGUUGUUAGAGUAGUAAUCUUAACCCUGAAGAACUUGCUGUCAAAAGGGACAUGGGGUGCUCAAAUGGUUGACCUCCAGCUGCCGCAAGUUGUUCAGAGUUUGAAAGCACAGGCAUGGAGUGACGAGGACUUGUUGGAAGCGCUGAAUUACCUGGAAGAAGGGCUUAAGGACAACAUUAAGAAACUUAGUUCUUAUGAUAAAUAUAAGCAAGAAGUUCUCCUUCGCAAACUGGAUUGGUCUCCCAUGCACAAAGAUCCUAUAUUUUGGCGAGAAAAUAUCACCAACUUUGAAGAAAAUGACUUCCAGAUUUUAAGGGUCCUGCUAACAAUUUUAGACACGUCCCAUGAUCCAAGAAGCCUGGCUGUUGCAUGCUUUGACCUUUCACAAUUCGUCCAACAUCAUCCUGCUGGGAGAAUCAUAGUGACAGACCUUAAAGCCAAGGAACGGGUGAUGAAACUGAUGAAUCAUGAGAACACUGAAGUCACUAAAAAUGCACUGCUCUGCAUCCAACGGCUCUUCCUAGGUGCGAAGUAUGCAAGCUUUUUGCAGGCUUAGUUCUGUUAUGUGUUGGUGACGUAUCCAUUCAAUUCCAUCCCCUCUACGAUCUCGCUGUGAAUGGUUGUUAGAGGGCACUCUUGUGUAAAAGGGUUUUAUCUAUUUAUUUAUUUAUUUUUCUUCGGGAGUAAUAUAUUUUAUUGGCCAUCGAAGCCUAAUGUCGAAGCUGUGCUAUUCAAAUUCAAAUGUUGAAUAAAUGAGGUAAGUUUGUACUCGAAGUUGGGUAUGUGGGUAAUUUCAAGUCACGCCUUGUUUGGAAAAUAUUGGCCAAUUAAAUCGUUCGGUCAGUUUGAGCUGACUGGAUCUGCCAA
Molecule: messenger RNA, 1824 nt
Organism: Neltuma alba
Lineage: Eukaryota; Viridiplantae; Streptophyta; Magnoliopsida; Fabales; Fabaceae
Product: V-type proton ATPase subunit H
Exons: 12
Coding region: 155-1513 (452 amino acids)
Biological process (GO): proton transmembrane transport
Cellular component (GO): vacuolar proton-transporting V-type ATPase, V1 domain
Molecular function (GO): protein binding; proton-transporting ATPase activity, rotational mechanism
Source: RefSeq, a predicted model, not a curated record